AAGUAGGCACCCCAGUAUACAGAGGUCAUGAGAGAGGGGCAGGAUAAACCGCAGGAGGCAGAGGCUAAUAGGGGAGGGAUAGUUUACGGGGUGGAAGAUAUCCCCUCCCCCCACCUUUGCUUUCUGUUCGCUCUUCAACAAGCCCUACUUUGUCUAGGAAGUACGCUGUCCAUACCGUUCAUUCUGACUGAACUUCUCUGUUCCCGAGACAAUGCUGACGCCCGAGCCCAGCUUCUCUGUAUCACGAUGUUUAUGUGUGGAGUGGCCACCAUACUACAAACUACAACUGGUAUAAGACUCGGCAUUAUUCAGGGAGGAUCUCAUACUUUUAUAGCACCAAUCGUCGCCAUGAUGUCAAUCCAGAAAUUCAGAUGUCCGGAUGUCAGUGCUUUACAAGAAAACGCAACUGUAACUGAUCGGGAUGAGGUGUGGCAAUUUCGUCUUCGUGAGAUACAAGGGAAUUUAAUGUUGGCCUCAGUAACCCAGGUUGUGUUGGGUUGUACCGGGUUGAUGGGUUUUUUCCUUCGGUUCAUUGGUCCCCUGACAAUUGCUCCAACCAUCUCCUUAAUCGGUCUGUCUCUGACUGCAGUAGCUGCAGACUUCAACAAAAUACACUGGGGUAUUUCUAUUCUGACACUAGUUGUUAUGGUUGCCAGCAGUCUGUAUUUGGGUGGAUUCCAGAUUCCGUUUCCGGCUUACUCAAGAGAAAAGAAAUGUCACGUGACAAAAUAUCCGUUCUUUCAACUAAUGCCUGUUCUAAUAAGCAUCAUUAUUAGCUGGAUUCUGUGCCACGUCCUGACCGUGACUGACGUUUUCCCCAACAACGUCACCUCGGUCAAUUACUACGCAAGAUCUGAUGCCAGGCUUGACGUUUUAGACUCCAUGCCCUGGUUCUAUUUUCCAUAUCCAUUUCAGUUUGGGAUGCCCACUUUUUCGGCCGCUGGGUACGUGGGCAUGCUUGCCGCCACUUUGUCGUCUGUGAUAGAAUCUAUUGGCGAUUACUUUGCGUGUGCCAGAUUAUCUGGGGCACAACCCCCACCAAUUCACGCGCUCAAUAGAGGAAUUGCUACAGAGGGGUUCUCUAGCAUUAUUUCAGGGAUGGUUGGCGCGGGACAUGCAACUACCUCUUACUCCGGCAACAUCGGGGCGAUUGGCAUCACAAAGGUUGCCAGUCGAAGAGUGUUCCAGGUGGCGGGCUUGAUCUUGCUGGUAUGUGGCAUUAUCGGUAAAUUUGGUGCGGUCCUGACACUAAUUCCGGAUCCUAUUAUUGGUGGUAGUCUCACGGUGGUGUUUGGGAUGGUGGCAGCCGUGGGAAUAUCUGUCCUGCAAUUCACGGACCUGGGAUCUACAAGAAAUCUCACCAUUGUAGCUGUGUCCAUUAUCUUGGGAUUGAUGGUUCCGCAGUGGCUACAGAGUAACCCUGGCGCCAUUGAUACCGGGAACCGUGAUUUAGACCAGGUUCUGGAGGUUCUCUUAGGUACUGCUAUGUUUGUGGGAGGAAUACUUGGAUUUAUACUGGACAACACAGUACCAGGUACACCGGAAGAACGGGGACUAGUCAAAUGGCGAGAGAACACAUAUUCCUCGGGGAGUGCACAAGAAUUGACGCCAGUACAGUACGAAUGGCCAUACAUCACAAAAUAUAUAGGAAAACUAAAGUGUUGUUCAUAUUUCCCUGUAUCUCCGAGCUUCAAAGAAAUCCCUAUCGUGUGCUGUGGCACCCGUGGCCAAAUCACCGGUACAGAGGAAGAGAUGGACCCUGAAAACACCAAUCUUUGAUUUGUAGUGUUGUAGAGAAAAAGAGUUGCAUAAUGAUAUUCUGUUGUUAAAUGUUCUAAAGUUACAGAUUUUGUUUAAUUUACUUAAGGAGAAGAUAGUGACCUGUUGUAUGGGGUCCCGAUAGGGCCAUUUGCAAAAG
Saccostrea echinata is the source of this 1918-nucleotide messenger RNA. Its product is annotated as solute carrier family 23 member 2-like. The coding region runs from base 28 to 1779 and encodes 583 amino acids. The transcript is spliced from 11 exons. NCBI's taxonomy places the organism in Eukaryota, Metazoa, Mollusca, Bivalvia, Ostreida, Ostreidae. Gene Ontology annotation, cellular component: membrane. The record is from RefSeq and is a predicted model, not a curated record. Gene Ontology annotation, molecular function: transmembrane transporter activity. Gene Ontology annotation, biological process: transmembrane transport.